AAGAAAUAUCUGAUGAGCUUGAACGAUUAAAUGAAUUAACUGAAAAGUUUAUUGAAAUACUUACUGCCUAUGAGUACUGGAUCUAUGAUAAAGCCCCUGCAGAAACUUUUGCCUGUUAUAAUCUAUCGAAUCAAAAAAGGUAUCUACACGAAGGCUCCUGUUGGAAAAAAGAAUCUAAUCCUGAUGUCUAUUAUAUAUACGAAGAAAAAGAAUAUGUGCGAAUUAAAGAAAAAA
Messenger RNA from Racocetra persica, 234 nucleotides. The record is from the annotation of a GenBank genome assembly. Lineage: Eukaryota; Fungi; Glomeromycota; Glomeromycetes; Diversisporales; Gigasporaceae.